CUCAUGCCGGCGCUGGGAAGUGGCCAGGCGGUGCUCACAAGAUAAGAUAUCGUCCAAAACGGAGGCUCUGGGUCCAGCCCUACGUGGGAGGAAUGUGUGUGUGCACGCUGGUAUAUAAGUUCUACAAACGGGACUGCUGGAGGGCAGGUCAAGACUGGAGGUUUGGUCCCAAUUCGCAACCAUGAAGCUCCUGCUCGCCGCGGCGCUGCUCGCAGUCGCGAUGGGAAUGGCCGAGUCGAUUCGCAUCGCCGCCUUCAACAUCCAGACGUUCGGCGAUGCCAAGAUGUCCAAGCCCGACGUGGCGAAGGUCAUCGUGGAUGUUAUCAGUCUCUAUGACAUCGUCGUAGUGCAAGAGGUUCGGGACUCAGACCUCAGCGCCGUCAAGCUGCUCAUGAGCCAGCUCAACAGUGCCUCAGCCCAUCACUACGAGUACCUGGCCAGCGAUCAGCUCGGCAGCUCCACCUACACAGAGCGCUACGUCUACAUCUACAGGGAUAAGGUCGUGUCUGUCUCCAGCAGCUACCACUACGACGAUGGCUGCGAGUCUUGUGGCACCGACACGUUCAGUCGCGAGCCGUUCCUGGUCAGGUUCAACAUCCCCAGCAGCGCUGUGCCGCAGCUCGUGCUCGUGCCGCAGCACACGUCGCCCGAUCUGGCGGUGACGGAGAUCGACGCGCUCUUCGACGUCUACACGGACGCGCGCCAGCGCUGGGGCACGGACAGCAUCAUGAUCCUGGGUGACCUGAACGCCGACUGCAGCUACGUGACGGCGUCCGACUGGGGGCGCAUCCGCCUGCGCUCGGACUCGCGCUUCUCCUGGCUCAUCGGCGACGCGGCGGACACCACCGUGGGCACCACCGACUGCGCCUAUGACAGGAUCGUGGUGGCUGGGAGCGCGCUCCAAGGGGCCAUUGCUUCCGGCUCUGCUCGCAUCCUCAAUUUCCAGUCCAUGUAUGGCCUGACCCUGGAGAAGGCCAAGGAGGUGAGCGACCAUUUCCCGGUGGAGGUGACCAUCAACUAGAGGAUCCUGCUGCUGCUGCUGUAGCUGAGUGUGGCUCAAUAAACGUUGGCCCUCUCA
Lethenteron reissneri (Far Eastern brook lamprey) is the source of this 1078-nucleotide messenger RNA. RefSeq names its product deoxyribonuclease 1 (gene DNASE1). Gene Ontology annotation, biological process: DNA catabolic process. The record is from RefSeq and is a predicted model, not a curated record. Gene Ontology annotation, cellular component: nucleus. Gene Ontology annotation, molecular function: DNA binding; deoxyribonuclease I activity. NCBI's taxonomy places the organism in Eukaryota, Metazoa, Chordata, Hyperoartia, Petromyzontiformes, Petromyzontidae.